AUGACAAUGGACGAGCUGAGGACCGGCUCCACCACCAGCUUUGCGGCCUUUCUCCAGCAGAGAGCUAGCAAGCGCAAGAAAAGCAGCAACACGGCUGCUUUAGCCGCCGUUGCGACGGCCAACUCUUCCGCGGCAAACAACAGCCGUCACAAACUUCUAUCUUCAAAGCUGCUCAAACAGCAAUCCAACAGCAGUUCAGUUGCUGCCAACAAUCUCAAUGUUGGAACCAGCAAUAACAGCGGAUUCGGUGGCCAGGAGCCACAGUUUACGCGUUCGCAGGAGAUUGAGCUGAAGCUAAACUGCGCCUCGAUGGAGUACCGCCUGCCGCGCUUCGAGACCUUGGUAGAGCACCUGCAGAGCCGCAAGAUGAGAGCCCUCGAGGAGGCGGUGGGCGGCUUCGGCGGCAGCGACCUGACCAACACUGACCAGACGCCUUCGAAAAAGGGCGCCAGCUUUUUCGACAAGGACUCUCUGUGGAACAACAGCAGCCCAACUCCUGCCUUCGACCAGGCAGACUUUGACCUCGACGGCAUCGUCAUCACCUCCUCCAGCAAGAACCGCCGUCCUUCGCGCGCCGACGAGCUGCAGCAGCUCUUUGCCACGAAGAACUACGACCUCCUGCUGAAGGAGCUGCUGCCUCUGGUCGCUCAGCUGCUGAACCUGGUGGAAAGCAGCGGCAAUCAGCACAUCGUCGAGGGGGCGGCCGUCUACCUCCUCUGGGUCUUCUUUGACGCCUCCAGCCUGAACCACCUAGCGAACAGUGGAAACAGUGGUAGCAAUGGUACCACUCAGCAGCAGCAGCAGCCCCAGCAAAACCAAAACCUGCAAAGCCUCGGCCUGGGUUUGGGAAUGUUUGGCCCGGCGGGAAUGGGCGGCAGCAGCAGCAGCUCAAACAACAACAACAGCAGCAGCUCGAACCACUUUGGCAACUCCAAAAACUCCAACAAUAACUCCAAUUCGAACAGCUCGAGCAGCACCUUCAGCAGCAUCGCCACCAUCAACCUGGCCGCCCUGGGCGCCAACUACCCCAGCCUGGAGUACCUCUUCUGCCUUGACUCGCUGAACGGCGGCAUCCUCGAGCGGAUCGGCUACGUCGCCCGCUCGCUCUUUGAGCUGAUGGAGCCCGUCUACCUGAACACCGUCUUCUACCACGCGUCGAUGAUUCGCAAGGCGGCGAGGGAUGUGGAGGCGCAGGAGGUGCAGCAGCAGAGCACUCCUUUGCAGUCUAACAAUGGCGGCGACCAAAACGGUGCUGCUGCUGCUCAGGAGCAGGAGGACUGGUUCAGUCGACUGGAGCAGAAGCUGCUCGGCUCGAAGAAGACUUCUACGGAAGAUGAAGAGGAGGAAGUGGCUGGAGACGAGGUCGACUCGCCUGUUUCUUCCUCCUCCUCCUCCUCGCCCUUCACCGUCGACCCCUUUGAGAACGACGUCUACAACUUCUUUCCCCUGAACGGCGAAGACCGCCGACUGGUGGAGAAGUCCGCCGGCACUGCCUUCUCCACCCACUUCAACUUUGAGCACCCCAACGCGGAGUUUGUCUUUCAGGCGCUGCUCAGCGGUGGCCGCCUGCCGCCUCUUCCUGCAGACAUUGCCAACCUAAACCUUAACGGGUCAACAGCGGCGGCAGCAAAUGCUCAAGGAGAAGUGGGAGGUAGUGUGAAGUUUCCCGAGCAGCAGCGGAAGCAGUUUGAGGCGGUCAGCGAAGUGGAGGACGCUUCGAUUUUCGCCUCCCAGCAAACCUCUUCUUCAACAGGAGGAUCCUCGGCGGAGGACGCCAUCGGCCUGCUGUUCAGCGAGCUGGCCACCUUCAUCGCCACCUACAACUCCACCCACCUAGGCGAGCAGUACUACCUCUCCCACGAGGAGCUCUUCAACACCGUCCUCAGCUGGAUCAUUGACCAGCAGCAGGGUCAGCAAGGUCAACAGGGAUUAAAAAACGGCGACGAGACGCUGGGCACCGAGCUGACGAAUCUGCUGGGCGAGGACUCCGCCUCGCUGAUCACCAAGAUCAUCACCGUGUACAAGCCGGCGAUUCUCAAGUCCUCCAGUUCGCUUUCCGGCACUUCUGCAGCAGCAAAGAACGUCAACAACAGUGGGCGAAAUAACAACAACUCACUGGAACGGGCGGAGACCCUCUGGCGGAAGGUGUGCCAGGCAAAGGGCCUCCAGGGGUCUUCAAACAAUGCCACCAACGUCGGCCCCACCAACCUCGGCCCCUCCAUCGUCGUCCACACCGAGAAGGAGAAGGUCCUCAAGAAGGAGAUGCGCAAGAUUGAGAAGAAGUUCAACAAGGAGCUGAGCAAGGCUGCAAAACUGACUGGGGCCGAUGAGCUCGCCGCCGAAUCCGAGGCCCUCACCCUGGCCGACCUGGAGCGCAUGCGAGAGGCGAACCUCAAGGCGAACAUUCGCGCGGCCCUCGAGCCCAAACUGAAAGAGGACGACCUACGCCCUGCUCGGGAACCGAUUGAGCAGUACCCGCACGUCUACGACCUCCUCCAGACGAUCAAGACGACGGCCAGCUACGUGGGCGACUCGAAGCUCCUCCUGCCCCUCGGCGUGGAGAAGAAGGACCACCGAACGCACGAGGAGGUGGCCAUUCCGCUGAUCUCAAGCAACGAGGCCACCAAGGCCUUCCUCUCCACCUUUCCAUCGAUUGCCGUGGCCGACGCGGACGAGUUUGUCCGCACCGGCUUCCAGGGCUUCACCCGCCUCAAUCUGAUUCAGUCGACCGUCUUCCAGACCGCCUACCAGUCGGACAACCAGAAUAUGCUCAUCUGCGCGCCGACGGGCGCCGGCAAGACCAACAUUGCCAUGCUGGCGGUGCUGAACAUUCUGAAGAACUACUCGGUGGAUGGAGUUAGUCCGAGGGGAGGCCUGCAGCUCGACCAAUUCAAGAUUGUGUACAUUGCGCCGAUGAAGGCGCUCUGCGCGGAGAUGACCGCCAGCUUUGGAAAACGGCUCGCUCCGUUUGGGGUCAAUGUUCGCGAGCUGACCGGCGACAUGCAGCUAACCAGUAAGGAGAUUCUGGAGACGCAGAUGCUGGUGGUGACGCCGGAGAAGUGGGACGUGGUGACGCGGAAGUCGGUAGGCGAUGUUCAACUGCUCGACCUGGUCCGCCUGAUUAUCAUCGACGAGGUGCAUCUCCUUCAGUCGGAUCGAGGACACGUCCUGGAGACGCUGGUCGCCCGAACGGUUCGGUACGUCGAACAGGCGCAGAAGUGCAUUCGCCUGGUGGGCCUCAGCGCCACGCUGCCCAGCUACCUCGAUGUGGCCCGCUUCCUCCAUGUUGACCUCUACCGGGGGCUGUUUGUCUUUGACGAGCGCUUCCGGCCGGUCCCCCUGCAGAAGUGCUUCAUCGGCGUGAAGGGGCAGAACAAGCAGCAGCUCAACUCGGACAUGGACGAGAUUACCUUUGGAAAGGUGCGGGAGAUGCUGGUGGCGGAGGAGCAGGUGAUGGUCUUUGUUCACUCGCGCAAUGCCACGCUGAACCUCGGGGGAUUUCUCAUUGAACGGGCGCAGUACGCGAGGCACAUCGCCUCGCUCUUCAAGGCGGACACUGAAAAGCUGGCCUUCAGCGAGAAGCUGAUCAGCCGCGCCCGCUACCGCAACCUCAAUCGGCUGCUGCUGAACGGCGUGGGAGUUCAUCACGCAGGAAUGCCCCGGGCGGAGCGGAACAUCGUCGAGAAGCUCUUCAGGGCGGGGGUGAUCAAGGUGCUGGUCUGCACCAGCACUCUGGCCUGGGGCGUCAAUCUGCCGGCGCAUGCGGUCAUCAUCCGCGGCACCGAGUUCUACGACCCCGCCGCCGGCCACCUCGUCGACCUGGACAUGCUCGACGUGAUGCAGAUCUUCGGGCGAGCCGGCCGACCGCAGUACGACACCAGCGGCCUGGCCACGAUCAUCACCACGCACUCGAAGCUCGCCCACUACCUGAGCAUGCUGACCAACCAGCUGCCGAUUGAGAGUCGCUUUCUGAAGCGCCUCACCGACAACCUCAACGCGGAGAUUGUCCUCGGCACGGUGGGGAACAUUGGCGAGGCGGUCGAGUGGCUGAAGUACACCUACGCGUACAUUCGCAUGGCGAAGAAUCCGAUGGAGUACGGGCUCAGCUUUCUGGCCUCUCUGGAGCCGUCCAUUAUUGUCGACCACCUCUACUCGCUGGUGAGGACCUCGGCGGAGGCGCUGGACCGCGCGGAGAUGGUCCGCUACUGCCCGGACCUGGAGGGCAGCCUCGAUUCGACCCAUUUGGGGCGGAUUGCCUCGCACUACUACAUUCAACAUGAGACGAUAGUCCAUUUCAAUGAGGGCCUAAGGGCUAAUAUGGACUUUGGCCAUAUCUUUGAUCUGCUGUCGAAGGCGAAUGAGUUUUCGCAGCUGAGGUUCCGUGAGGACGAGUUCAAGGACCUGGAUGAGCUUCGCUUUGGAACGAUCUACCACACGAAGGGAGAGAUGAGCAACACGCCCACCAAGGUGAACAUUCUGAUGCAGGCGGCGAUUAGCCGGGUGGGAACCGACUGUCACUCGCUGUCGAGUGACUUGAAUUACAUUCUUCAGAACGUCUCUCGCCUCACCCGCGGCCUCUUUGAGUACGUGAUCAAGCGAGGCUGGCCCCUUCUGGCCGAACGUUUUCUCUCGAUGUCCCUGAUGUUUGAGAAGCGGAUCUGGUUCUUUGACACGCCCCUGCUGCAGUUUGAGUCGGAGAUUCCCCAUGACGUGCUGGAGAAGCUGUCGGAGCAGUUCACCAAGGGCCAGCUGCACCUGUACGACCUGCGAGAGUAUUCCGCCGAUGAGAUUGGCGACCGCCUGCGCCACCGGAAGUCGGGGGCGCUGGUCAAAAAGUACGCCCGGAUGGUCCCCAGCGUGGAGAUCACCGCCACGGUGAAGCCCAUUACGCGGACCAUCCUCACGGUGUACCUCGAUGUGAAGCCCGAUUUCGUGUGGGAGGACCGGCUGCACGGGAAGACCGCCCAGCUGCUGUGGAUCUGGCUGACGGACACGGCGAAUAAUCACAUUUACCACGCCGAGCUGGGCCGCUUCACGAAGAAGCAGGUGGUCAAGGAGGAGGUGGCGCACUACGUCUUCACCAUCCCGCUCCUUGAUGCCAGCCAUCUUCAGCAGCAGUACCUGGUGCACGCCACCUUUGAGUACUGGCUGGGGACGGACCAGGAGGUGGCGGUCAGCUGCGAGGGCAUGCUGCUGCCCGACCGCCACCUCCCCAACACGCCCCUCCUCGACCUGAUGCCCCUGCCGGUGACGGCGCUGCAAAACGACCUCUACGCGGCCUUCUACCGCUUCAGCCACUUUAAUCCCAUUCAGACGCAGAUCUUUCACACCCUUUACCAGACGGACCGGAAUGUGCUGCUGGGCGCGCCCACCGGGUCGGGGAAGACCGUCGCGGCGGAGAUUGCCAUCUUUCGGGUGUUUAACACGCAGCCAGGGCGGAAGGUGGUGUACAUUGCCCCUCUCAAAGCGCUGGUUCGGGAGCGGGUCGACGACUGGAAGGUGAAGCUGGAGAGGAACUUGGGACGACGGGUGGUGGAGCUGACCGGGGACACGACGCCUGAUAUUGGAGCGAUUCAGGCAGCGGACCUCAUUGUGACGACGCCCGAAAAGUGGGACGGCGUCAGUCGGGGCUGGCCCUCGAGGAGCUACGUCCGCGAGGUGGCGCUCAUUGUCAUUGAUGAGAUUCACCUGCUCGGUGAGGAGCGAGGCCCGGUCCUCGAGAUGAUUGUCAGCAGGGCGAACUUUAUCAGUCGAAGGACCUCUGCUUCAAGCUCUUCAGAAGCCGGCGGCCCUCGAAUGCGAAUUCUCGGCCUCUCCACGGCGGUGGCCAAUGCCCAGGACCUGGCCGCCUGGCUUUCCAUCAGCAAGGUGGGCCUGUACAACUUUAGCCCCUCAGUUCGCCCGGUGCCCAUCGAGGUGCACGUCAGCGGCUUCAGCGGCAAGCACUACUGCCCGCGGAUGGCCUCAAUGAACAAGCCCGCCUACCGGGCGAUCAAGAAGUUUAGCCCCGAGAAGCCGGUCAUCAUCUUUGUCAGCAGUCGGCGGCAGACUCGGCUGACCGCUCUGGAUCUGAUUACGCUAAUUGCCGGCGAUGCCCAGGGGAAUGGGUCGUACCUGAGGAUGGCUGGUGGGGAGGAGGAGCUGGAGGCGGUCCUUUCCAUGGUCUCCGACGGUCACCUGAAGCAUACGCUGCGGUUCGGAAUUGGCAUGCACCACGCCGGGCUGCGGGAGGGCGACCGGAAGGUGGUGGAGGAGCUCUUUGCGGCGCAGAAGAUUCUGGUGCUCAUCACGACGGCGACACUGGCCUGGGGCGUCAAUCUGCCGGCGCAUGCGGUGAUCAUCAAGGGGACGGAGUUCUUUGACGGAAAGAAGGGCCGCUACGUCGACUUUCCCAUCACCGACGUCCUGCAGAUGAUUGGCCGGGCGGGGCGGCCGCAGUUUGACACUAGUGCCGUGGCCGUUCUCUUUGUCCACGACAUCAAGAAGGAGUACUACAAGAAGUUCCUCUAUGAGCCGUUUCCGGUGGAGUCGCAUCUGCUGGAAGUGUUUAGCGAGCACCUCAAUGCGGAGGUGGCCGCGGGGACGGUCGGUUCGAAGCACGAGGCGAUGGAGUACCUCGCCUCCACCUACCUCUACCAGCGAAUCGUCAAGAAUCCCUCGUACUAUGGCGUCGACCUAACGGAAAUUGGCCUGACCCAGGAAGAGCUGGCGAGGUCGGAGUUGGCGGUGAACACGGCGGUGGUCCGCUUCCUGUCCGG
Messenger RNA from Rhagoletis zephyria (snowberry fruit fly), 6758 nucleotides. The record is from RefSeq and is a predicted model, not a curated record. Lineage: Eukaryota; Metazoa; Arthropoda; Insecta; Diptera; Tephritidae.